Mesorhabditis spiculigera is the source of this 957-nucleotide messenger RNA. NCBI's taxonomy places the organism in Eukaryota, Metazoa, Nematoda, Chromadorea, Rhabditida, Rhabditidae. The record is from the annotation of a GenBank genome assembly.
AUGUCCGCCGAGAAGAAGCAGAAGGCCCACCAGGAGCUGAUCUCGGCCGCCAAGCUGAACCACGACACAGUCGUCGCCAACAUCGCCAAGUACAGAAGCCCCGUCUUCGUCAAGGACAACAAACAGAUGAAGCUGAAAAACACGGCGGCAGAGAAGGACCAGUAUGAGUACGUGCCCGGGUCGAUCGUCGACCAGCAGAUGCGAGACUACGAGUUCAUCCAGGCGCCGCUCAACGAGAAGACGGCACUCGAUCUGUGGAGGACCGUUUGGCAGGACCAGACGCGUCUAGUGUGCUCGGUAUCGCAGGAGAAUCUGAUCGGCGAGGAGGCGUCGAGCAAAUGCUGGCCAUAUUGGCCACGCAGCGAGGACAAGAGCAUUUCUUAUGAUAACGGCCGCUUCGUGGUGAAGUGCAAGAAGAAGGGGGGCGACCGGAAGAAGGGGUUCACCAUCUACGAGUUGACCGUCGUCGGUCCGCCCGAUGAGGACAAGAAAGGCGGCGAGGAAGGCGGUGGCGACACGGAAGAGCGCCCGGUGACGCUGCUCCACUUCGAGAAGUGGGCGCCGGAGAAGUGGAUGGAUGGGGAAAAUGUUUUCCAUCUCGUCAUGGAACUGCAUAAUCGCACACAGCAGAUUUGUCGCAAAGUGACGGACGGCUACUUCCCGCCCAUUCUCCUCCAGGGCUACGAAGCGCUCGGCAGGACGGCGAUAAUCUGCCUGGGUAUGUGCUUGGCCCGUGAUUGUGAGACCAAGACAAAAUACGAUCCGCCCACCACGAUGCGCUCCAUUGCAAAGAUGCGCCCGGGUGCGUUCAGCAAUCGUCUCCACUGGACGUACGGAUGGGCCCUGUGCUACCGUAUCGCCUACUACACCACCUGGACAAAUGACUGGAAAAACACAGCGGAGGAGAUGCGAAAGGGCCUGGAUGCGGCGAAGCUGAUCCCCGUCGAGCCACGGGUC